CUUUUCUUCGUCUCUAAACUUGUUGUACAGGGUUUCCUCUCUCUCCUCUCUUUCUCUCUCUAAAACGAUCGCAGUUAGGGCAUCGGGCAACUUCUUGUUUCCCCUCUGUCUUUCAGAUAGCCUUCACACUGUCUUUCAGCAGGAGAAAAUGACAACGAGUUCUUUCAAGCAGGAGCAUGACCUUGAGAAGAGACGCGCUGAAGCUGCUAGGAUCAGGGAAAAAUAUCCAGAUAGAAUCCCAGUGAUUGUUGAGAAGGCUGAGAGAAGCGAUAUUCCCAACAUAGACAAGAAAAAGUACCUCGUCCCUGCUGAUCUGACUGUUGGGCAGUUUGUGUAUGUGAUUCGCAAACGGAUUAAGUUGAGUGCUGAGAAGGCAAUAUUCAUCUUUGUGGACAAUGUGCUCCCUCCUACAGCUGCGAUCAUGUCGACAAUCUAUGAUGAGAAGAAAGAUGAAGAUGGAUUUCUCUAUGUCACGUACAGCGGGGAGAACACAUUUGGGCACUAGGCUACAAAUGCUCAUUUCCUUUUUAUCGUCCUUAUUAUUAUGUCCAUGCACUUGUUAUAUACCUUCCUUCCAGGUACUGAUGAAUUGUACAGUCGGCCCUCUGUACAUAGCCGUCCUUUGUUGCUCAUGUUGGAACCUCCUUCAAUAUCUUAUAUGGGCUUCCCGACAAACUUUUAAUAUUUGGGUUCUCAAUUGCACGCAUCUCUAAAGUACAGGCGUGAUUCUCAAUAAAUGACCUUGAUUUUACCACCA
Molecule: messenger RNA, 757 nt
Organism: Amborella trichopoda
Lineage: Eukaryota; Viridiplantae; Streptophyta; Magnoliopsida; Amborellales; Amborellaceae
Product: autophagy-related protein 8f
Source: RefSeq, a predicted model, not a curated record